This is a messenger RNA of Anthostomella pinea, 429 nucleotides long. The record is from the annotation of a GenBank genome assembly. Lineage: Eukaryota; Fungi; Ascomycota; Sordariomycetes; Xylariales; Xylariaceae.
AUGUCGAGGCACCCGCAAGAUAUGUCACGAAGAUACCCUCAGAGCGCUGGCGGCAUGUAUGCGCAGCCUUCACUUGACGGGGCCAAUUAUGGACAUCCUGCAGAACCAGCUACGUAUGGUCAGCAACAGAUCUACUCCUUUUUGCCUUCGCAGCAACACAGGAGGCCUCGACGCCGCUACCAAGAGAUCGAGCGCAUGUAUAACUGCUGCUUGAAUGGCUGCGAGAAGGCUUAUGGCACUCUGAACCAUUUGAAUGCCCACGUCACGAUGCAGAGCCAUGGGCGGAGGCGAACACCUGACGAGUUCAAGGAGAUUCGGGAGGCAUGGAAGGCGCGCAAGAAGGAGGAAGAUCAGCAACAGAAAGCCGCAGAGGAAGCAGGCUGGCAGCGUCAUGCGCAAGCCGUGGCGUCUGCCCGUACCCAGUUUUAG